UUCUGCGCCGGGGUCCACCGAGUGCUACGGGUGCGGCGCCGGCACCUGGACACCUCCCGGCCACCCCGGCGCCGUUUCCUGCUCGUUCCUGCGGGAGAGAUGAACGCUACGACCCUGCCCCGCGCCGCCGCUGGCUCGGUCGUGGAGUUCCACCCCGGGGCCGCGCACGCGGCGUGGCAGGCCGCCACCGCCCAGGCCACCAGCGCGGAGGCGCCUCUCGAGGUGGACGGCCGGUGGUACCACAUCGGCCUCCUCAGCCCGCUGCCCAACCCCGACGAGGAAGGGGGGGGGGACGACCUGGCCGACGUGGCCCACUUCUGGGAGGCGCCGCCUGUGGCCCCGUCGGAUUCGAGGCCCUGCCAGAGGACGCGGCGCUCGCGUGGAGCGUCGGGUCCAGGUUUGUCUCGGCGGCGCCGGUGGCGCCCACCGCCGACGGCGCGGGCGGCAUCCUGCUAUCGUACGAGGGGGGCGCGGCCUGUCCCGGGCACGCCGGCGGUGGCCCCAGGACGAGCCUGCUGCUCCGGUGCGACCCGCAGGCGUCGGGUCGGCGCGGCCGCCGCCCUGCCCUCCGGCGCCUUCGCGCUGCCCGGCCUGCUCCGCCGGGGCGCGGGGCCGCACGGCCCGUGCGAGGAGACCUCCUGCUCGAGUGGCCCACGCCCGCCGCGUGUCCGCUGUGCAGGGCCGAGGACUUCGGCGCGCGGCCGGGCGCCUGCGACGCCACGGGCGUGCGCCCCGUGGACUACGUGCGGAUCAGACCCUGCGCUAUGGGCAUGCCGAAGCCCGCCCCCGGCUACGAGGACUGCGAGGGCGAGGAGGCCGAGGUCCUGCGCGGCUACCUGUGGCGACUGGUCGGCGCCUGCGCGGCCCUCAUCGCGCUCGCGUGCGGCUGCGCCGGGUACCUGCACUGCAGGUACGCCAAGUACGUGCAGGACCUCUGA
Molecule: messenger RNA, 938 nt
Organism: Prorocentrum cordatum
Lineage: Eukaryota; Dinophyceae; Prorocentrales; Prorocentraceae
Source: the annotation of a GenBank genome assembly